AAGCUGAUGUGGGUUUUUUUUAAAAUAAAACACUGUACGUUGCUCUUCUGAUGACUUUUUCAUAUUGUUUACUUUUGUAACCCUUCCCUGUGGACUGGGAGCCAGAAAUGACGUCCACCCCUCGUCCAGCAUCAGAGAAUAAGAACUUCAGAGGAAGGAAUGCAACUUCAGAAAGAGCAAGCCACAGACGCUAAUGGGGAGCAGAGGCAAAGCUGCAGGUUAACAAGUUCUUUGCAAGAGAAGCCCAGACACCCUCACUGCUCUUGAAUCCAAGCAUGGUUUCGGCUCGAACCUUCGUUUUCCUCCUAAGCCUCUGGUGUCCCUUUGCAUCAAGUCAGAUGACGAGUACAGGAGGCAGGGAUGUGGAGCGCCAGAUGCUUGCGGAGAUGAGAGAAACCAACCUGGCACUGAAGGAAGUCACCGAUUUGCUGAAGCAGCAGAUUAAGGAGAUCGUAUUCCUGAAAAACACAGUCAUGGAGUGUGAUGCCUGCGGCAUAAAGCCCUGGGUGGCGCCGACCAGCGUAACACCACUUCCCAGCUGUUCGCCAAACCCUUGUUUCCCGGGAGUGACCUGCAUGGCGACAAGCUCCGGCGUCCACUGCGGAGCCUGCCCCCCGGGCUUCACAGGCAACGGAACCCACUGCUCGGAUAUUAACGAGUGCAGCACGAAUCCCUGCUUCUCAAAAGUCAACUGCGUUAACACUUUCCCUGGCUUCCAUUGCGAACCCUGUCCCACUGGCUACACGGGGUCUGCCCCCCAAGGGACUGGGCUAGCCUUCGCCAGAGCCAACAAACAGGUGUGUACAGACAUCAACGAGUGCCAGACGGACAGCGGCAGGGUCUGCGUCCCAAACUCCAUCUGCAUCAACACACGGGGCUCCUACAAGUGCGGGGCUUGCAAGCCCGGCUUUGUGGGAGACCAGACCGUCGGGUGCAGGAGCCAGGCGGAGAGACGCUGUGCCAACGGGGCCCUUAGCCCGUGCCACGAGAAAGCUCGCUGCAUCGUGGAACGUGACGGCUCCAUCUCGUGCGCUUGUCCCACCCAGCAGCCCCUCUGGCUGGCUCGGGAGCCCCCUAACUCCAAGGACAGGCUUGGGGUGCGGGGAGGAAGGGAUGGGCCCCAGGGCACCUCACUGCUGCUGCUCUUGCAGGAUAACUGCGUGACCGUCCCCAACUCUGGCCAGGAGGACGCGGACAGGGACGGCAUCGGUGACGCCUGCGACGACGACGCUGACGGGGAUGGGAUAUUAAAUGCUGAGGACAACUGCGUCUUUGUGCGCAACACAGACCAGCGCAACGCGGACAAGGACAACUUCGGCGAUGUCUGUGACAACUGCCGGAGCACGCAGAACAACGACCAGCGGGACAGCGACGGCGACGGGAAAGGGGACGUCUGUGACGAUGACAUCGACGGAGACAAGAUCAAAAACACCGUGGACAACUGUAAACGGAUUCCCAACCCCGAUCAGAAAGACAGCGACGGGGACGGCGUGGGAGCCUCAGUAACCCAGACCAGGCAAAAAGACACUGACCACGACCUCGUGGGGGAUGUAUGUGACACCAACCAAGACCGAGACGGGGAUGGCCACCAGGACUCCCGGGAUAACUGCCCCUCGGUGCCGAACAGCUCCCAGCAGGACACGGACCACGACGGGAUUGGAGACGAAUGCGAUGACGACGACGACAACGACGGGGUUCCCGAUAAAGUUCCUGAUCAAAGACCCGACAACUGCCGGCUCAUCCCCAACCCCGGCCAGGAGGAUACAGACCGCGACGGAGUGGGGGAUGUCUGUGAAGAUGACUUUGACCAGGACCGGGUGAUUGACAGAAUCGACGUGUGCCCAGAGAACGCAGAGGUGACUCUCACGGACUUCAGGGCUUUCCAGACAGUCGUGUUGGAUCCUGAGGGCGAUGCACAAAUCGACCCUAACUGGAUUGUCCUCAAUCAGGGCAUGGAAAUUGUCCAGACCAUGAACAGUGAUCCCGGCCUGGCUGUGGGUUACACUGCGUUCAACGGGGUGGAUUUCGAGGGCACCUUUCACGUGAACACUGCCACGGACGACGACUACGCCGGCUUUAUCUUCGGCUACCAGGACAGCUCCAGUUUCUACGUGGUGAUGUGGAAGCAGACGGAGCAGACGUACUGGCAGGCAAACCCCUUCCGAGCAGUGGCAGAGCCUGGGAUUCAGCUGAAGGCAGUGAAAUCUAGAACAGGGCCAGGAGAAUAUCUCCGCAAUUCCCUUUGGCACACGGGAGACACGACCGACCAGGUCAAGCUGCUGUGGAAAGACCCCAGGAAUUCUGGCUGGAAGGACAAGACCUCGUAUCGUUGGUUCCUCCAGCACCGGCCUCAAGUUGGAUACAUCAGAGCUCGCUUCUACGAAGGCCCUGAAAUGGUAGCAGACUCCGGAGUCGUCCUUGAUACAACCAUGCGGGGGGGUCGUCUGGGAGUCUUCUGCUUCUCCCAGGAGAACAUUAUCUGGUCCAAUCUGCGGUACCGCUGCAAUGAUACCGUUCCGGAAGAUUACAAGGUGUUUCAAACUCAGCUGACCCAGCCCAUGGCUUAAAAGUUUGUCCAUCAAAACGUGCUUCAAAAAAGAACCCCGCUCUCCAGUACUGCAGCUCUGAUAUACCGCGGGAAGAACUAUGUAACGUACCACCGCACUCCGGACAGCAGCGAGUGUCACUGCCUCGCUGGCAUAUUUCCUCCAAUAGCAAAUCUCUUUAAACUGCGACAGUCUAUUGGAACUGCAGACAUUCUAGGUGCCGGAAGGAGAUUCAUCAAUGAAGUGUGAAUAGAAGCCAAAACGCUGACUGUGCUGUUAACACCAGUCUUCCGUCCUGCAUGGAAACAGAUGUGCAGAGAUCCUACCUGCUGUGGGUAGAACUGGCAGUAACCGUCCCCUGCUUAGUGUUUCUGAUGCCUUACAGGUCUUGUCACUUCACCGCCUGUUAGGGCAAGCCCCAUGACAGGUGCAGGCCAGAAAGUGUCAGUUUUCCCACUGUAGAGAUGGGCACAAUGUUUGAGUCACUCAUGGAACCCAAAAGGCACUUUAAGAGGGCACCUCUGUUCUGGAAUAAUGUGGAUAAUAAAUGACACUCAAAUAGA
Pelodiscus sinensis (Chinese soft-shelled turtle) is the source of this 3109-nucleotide messenger RNA. The record is from RefSeq and is a predicted model, not a curated record. NCBI's taxonomy places the organism in Eukaryota, Metazoa, Chordata, Testudines, Trionychidae.